GUUUGGGACAAUACGUGUUUAUUGAUAUGAUGUUGGUUUAUUACUUAUAUUUGUUCUCCCCUCUUAGUACACCUAUGUAUAUGUCUUAACGUGUUUUAUAAUUGCACAUACUGCACAAAUUGUUAUUUUUUUGCUCAAUGAAUUGGAUACUAAAUGAUACCCACACGGAAACGAAUUUUUAUACUUAUCUUCUUAAUUGUCACACUAGGACUUUUGCUGCGAAUUCUACUCUUUCCCCAGCAAUUACUGGUUUUAAAGGAGGAACCAAACUAUCGCAGGGCGUCGGGAGGAGCCCCACUACCCGUAUUAGUAACAGUAUUUUAUGAAGCCCUUUGUCCGGACUCCAAAUACUUUAUUACCAAGCAACUGCUGACCGCGUACAAAGUCGCUGCCCCGAUUAUGGAAGUGCAGCUUGUGCCUUAUGGCAAGGCACACACGACAACAGACGAUGAAGGCAAGUUGAUAUUUGACUGCCAACAUGGUCCGACGGAAUGCCAAGCGAAUACUUAUCAUGCAUGCGCUGCAGAAGUGAUUGAUGAUCCGCUAAUUCGCUUGGAAGUGGUCACCUGCAUGAUUCGAGACAAUCGUAUUCCCAAAGAUGCAAUGCAUAAGUGUGCCAAGCAGUACAAUGUUGAAAAUAUUGAUCUUAUACAGAAGUGCUUUGAUAGCGACCACGGCUCCGAGUUACUGAAACUCAACGGAGAUGCAACAAAUGCACUGCGACCACCAGUUAAAUUUAUUCCAACAAUAACAAUAGAUGGUUCGCAAGGCAGACAGGAAUCCAUUCUAAAGGACUUACUUUCCGAAGUUUGCAAAGCAACUGGAGGCUCGGAGGCGGCAAAGAGUAUUUGCAAAAAACUCUAGUUCAAUAUUUCAGAAAUAUAAUUGUUAA
Molecule: messenger RNA, 892 nt
Organism: Drosophila virilis
Lineage: Eukaryota; Metazoa; Arthropoda; Insecta; Diptera; Drosophilidae
Product: gamma-interferon-inducible lysosomal thiol reductase
Molecular function (GO): oxidoreductase activity, acting on a sulfur group of donors, disulfide as acceptor
Source: RefSeq, a predicted model, not a curated record